CCCCCGGGCUGGCUAAGUCCCUCCCGCUCGCCUUCCUCUGCCUCACUAGCGGCAGCUCUCGGUGCAGCAGCAGGGACGGGGCAGAGCGGCGCGGCGCGGCCUGAGCCCACCGGCAGACAGUACAAUACAGCCCGGCACACACCGCCACCCUCCCCCCCGCUCGGCCGCCCCACUCCGGAUCCUUAGCGGCCUCCGCGCACGCACGAUGCCCUCGGCCACCAACACCACCAGCAGCGGCAAGGCGUCCGGGCCGCCGCCGGGCUCCUCCUCCGGCGCCGAGGCCGCGGCCGGCGGCGCCUCGGGGCCUGCGGGCGCGGCGGCGGCGGGGUCGCAGCAGCAGGCCGCGAGCGGCCCCGGCUCGGUGCAGACGGAGGCCAUGAAGCAGAUCCUGGGCGUGAUCGACAAGAAGCUCCGCAACCUGGAGAAGAAGAAGGGUAAGCUUGAUGAUUACCAGGAUCGAAUGAACAAGGGGGAAAGACUUAAUCAAGAUCAACUGGAUGCAGUGUCUAAGUACCAGGAAGUCACAAAUAACUUGGAGUUUGCAAAAGAACUGCAGCGGAGUUUCAUGGCCCUGAGCCAAGAUAUUCAAAAAACAAUAAAAAAGACAGCCAGGCGAGAACAGCUCAUGCGAGAGGAAGCAGAACAAAAGCGUUUAAAGACUGUCCUUGAGCUGCAGUUUGUUCUGGACAAGUUAGGUGAUGAUGAUGUCCGUAGUGACCUGAAGCAAGGUGUCAAUGGUGUGCCCAUAUUAAGUGAAAGUGAAAUGUCAGUUCUGGAUGAUUUCUACAAGCUAGUCCAACCUGAACGGGACAUGAGCAUGAGGCUGAAUGAACAGUAUGAACAAGCAUCCAUUCAUCUGUGGGACUUGUUGGAAGGAAAGGAAAAAACAGUGUGUGGAACAACCUACAAAGUCCUCAAGGAGCUGGUGGAACGCAUUUUUCAGACCAGUUACUUUGAUAGCACCCACAACCACCAGAAUGGCUUGUGUGAGGAAGAAGAGGCAGCUGCUCUUCCGACUGGGGAAGACCAGGCAGCAGAAGCUGAAGUUGAGCCGGCAGAAGAAUAUGCUGAACAAAAUGAAGUUGAGUCAACAGAGUAUGUAAAUAGACAGUUUAUGGCAGAGACUCAGUUCAGCAACAGUGAAAAGGAACAGGUAGAUGAAUGGACAGUUGAAACAGUUGAGGUGGUAAACUCCCUUCAGCAGCAGCCGCAGGCCGCUUCCCCCUCUGUGCCAGAAGCCCACUCUUUGGCUCCAGUGGCUCAGGACCCUCUUGUGAGAAGACAACGAGUGCAGGACCUCAUGGCACAAAUGCAGGGGCCAUACAAUUUCAUCCAGGAUUCCAUGCUGGACUUUGAAAGUCAGACACUUGAUCCCGCGAUUGUGUCUGCACAGCCUAUGAAUCCGUCCCAGAGCAUGGACAUGCCUCAGCUUGUCUGCCCUCCAGUUCACACUGAAUCUAGACUUGCUCAGCCUAAUCAAGUUCCUGUACAGCCAGAAGCUACGCAGGUGAGGGUACCUUUGGUUUCUUCAACUAGUGAGGGAUACACAACAUCCCAGCCCAUGUACCAGCCUUCUCAUGCUGGAGAUCAGCGACCUCAGAAGGAAUCCAUUGACCAGAUUCAGGCCGCAAUAUCACUGACUGCAGACCAGGCCCCGGCAUCCUCACCCCUUCCUGCUGCCUCUCAGCCCCAGGUAUUCCCAGCUGCAUCAAGCAAACCUUUACACAGCAGUGGCAUCAAUGUCAAUGCAGCUCCAUUCCAGUCCAUGCAAACGGUAUUCAAUAUGAAUGCCCCUGUUCCUCCUGUUAAUGAGCCAGAAACGUUAAAGCAACAGAAUCAGUACCAGGCUAGUUACAACCAGAGCUUUUCCAAUCAGCCUCACCAAGUAGAGCAAACAGAACUUCAGCAAGAGCAGCUUCAGGCCGUGGUUGGUACCUACCAUGGUUCCCAGGACCAGUCGCACCAGGUGGCAGGUAACCACCAGCAACCUCCACAGCAGAACACUGGAUUUCCACGUAGCAGUCAGCCCUAUUACAACAGCCGAGGAGUGUCACGUGGAGGGUCUCGUGGCACUAGAGGCUUAAUGAAUGGAUAUAGGGGUCCUGCCAAUGGAUUUAGAGGAGGCUAUGAUGGCUACCGCCCUUCAUUUUCUAACACUCCAAAUAGUGGUUACACGCAAUCCCAGUUCAGUGCUCCACGAGAUUACUCCAAUUACCAGCGGGAUGGAUAUCAACAAAACUUCAAGAGAGGAUCUGGGCAGAGUGGACCACGGGGAGCCCCUAGAGGUCGUGGAGGGCCCCCAAGACCCAACCGAGGGAUGCCGCCAAUGAACACUCAGCAAGUGAAUUAGACUGGUUCACAGGAUUCUGUUUCAGACGCCAAAAACACACUGGCCAGUGUCCCAUAACAUGUUACCAGAAGAGUUAUUAUCUAUUUGUUCUCCCUUUCAGGAAACUCAUUGGUAAAGGGACUGUUUUCACCCCAUAAAGACAGGACUAGAGUUGUCAGCUUUAUGUUACCUGGAUAUGGAAGGAAACGAUCUUUACUCUGCAUGUUCUGUCAUAAGCGUCAUCUUGAGCCUUGUACACGAUACUCAGAUUCCUCACCCUUGCUUAGGAGCAAAGCAAAACACACACACUUUGGGGGUGAUCAGAUCUUCAGGGUUUUUUGAUUGAAAUGGCUUGGAAAAAAGCAAGAUUGACUCAUUUUUGACAUUGGAUAAAAUCGGCAAAUCAGCCCUAGAGUUGAUGUUUUGAUGGUAAUUGACAAAAACUAAAAUAUUUCCUGUGAAAGGAAGAUGGAAAGAGUGGAGUGUGGUUUGGCAGAGCGACUGCAUUUCACAGCUUUUUCUGGUUUAAAUUGGAGCAGUGAACGUUUAGAUGCAUACUAAAAGAUGCAUGGGUCCCUAAUUACACGAGUAAGGCUGGCUACCAGCUUUGACACAGCACUAUUCAUCACCAGGCCAAACUACUGUGGUUAAAAAUAUAUACAUAUAAAUUGCUUUGUAACAGCUGAUAUUGUACAAGACAAAGCCAAAAUGCAAAAUUAGGCUUUGAUUGGCACUUUAAAAAAAAUCUGCAACAAAUAUGGGAUAUAAUCUGGAUGGCCGCUUCUGUAUUUAAUGUGAAGUAUUUAGAUACCUUUUGGAACACAUUUAACAGUUUCUUUGAUAGCAAUGACUUUUGUAAGGAUUGGUACUAUAUAUUUAUCAUUCCUUAUGACAUGCACAUUGUCUGUCACUAAUACUUGACCUUGCUGUAUUGUCAUCUAAGUAAUUGGUACAGGUACUGAUGGAAAUCAUAACACUUUUGGUCACAUGUCUCUUUCCGCAGCCUGAUGGUUUUUAAAAGAAAAAGAUAUCAAAUGCCUGCCUCUGCCUCCCUUUUAAUUGCUAUCUUUUGAAAAGCACCAGUAUGCGUUUGGAUCGAUUUCCCCUUUUAAGGGAAAUGACAGCUAGCAGUUUCAGUUCUAAUGGUAUAAUUAAAACAAAUAAAACGUGUUUAUAAAAAUUGUA
Molecule: messenger RNA, 3514 nt
Organism: Dromiciops gliroides (monito del monte)
Lineage: Eukaryota; Metazoa; Chordata; Mammalia; Microbiotheria; Microbiotheriidae
Gene: CAPRIN1
Product: cell cycle associated protein 1
Exons: 19
Coding region: 206-2350 (714 amino acids)
Cellular component (GO): cytoplasm
Molecular function (GO): RNA binding
Source: RefSeq, a predicted model, not a curated record